GGGGCUUCUUUGUUGUCGCUGUCGUGAUGGGCGUGAGGAUCUGAAGACUGCUCUCUGUCCUCUGUUUGCAUUUAAAAAAAAAAUAACAACAAAAAUCAGAUAUUUAUCCGCUGGAUAGUUUUAUUUACAGGGAGCGGCUCUUCUUCGUGGACCAUGGGGAGCUGUUUGACCGUCGGACCAAAUGAAGCCUUGGUGGUUUCUGGUAGUUGCAGUGACGGUAACAAGAAAUCCUACAUCAUUGGAGGAUUUGCAUGGGCUUGCUGUUGCGUUACUGAUGUUCAAAGAAUAAGCCUGGAAGUCAUGACUCUCAACCCUCUAUGUGAAAGUGUGGAGACGGCAGAGGGGGUGGCCAUUACGGUCACCGGGGUCGCCCAGGUGAGAGUCAUAACGGAGCACGACUUGCUGGCUGUGGCCUGUGAGCAGUUUCUGGGGAAAACAGUAGAUGAAAUCAAACUUGUGCUUCUGCAAACCCUGGAGGGACACCUGCGCUCCAUUCUAGGUACAUUGACUGUGGAGCAGAUCUUUCAGGACAGGGACCAGUUUGCCAAACUCGUGCGGGAUGUUGCUGCUCCGGAUGUGGGCAGGAUGGGGAUUGAGAUUCUCAGCUUUACUAUUAAGGAUGUGUUCGAUAGAGUGAACUACCUGAGCUCCCUGGGUAAGACCCAGACUGCUGCCGUGCGCAGAGAUGCAGACAUCGGCGUGGCCGAGGCGGAGAGGGACGCAGGAAUACGAGAAGCAGAAUGUAAGAAAGAGAUGAUGGAUGUGAAAUUUGUGGCGGACAUCAGGAUGGCCGACUCCAAACGAGAGCUGGAGCUGCAGAAAUUUGCAUUCAACCAAGAAAUUAACACUAAGAAAGCAGAGGCGCAGCUGGCGUAUGAGCUGCAGGCAGCUAAGGAGUCUCAGAAGAUCCGGCUGGAGGAAAUAGAGAUCGAAGUGGUUCAGAGGAAGAAACAGAUCACCAUAGAAGAAAAGGAGAUUGACCGCACAGAAAAAGAACUUGUUGCCAUUGUGAAGAGGCCAGCCGAGGCCGAGGCCUACAAACUGAGGCAGCUGGCUGAGGGGCAGAAGCUGAAGAAGAUACUGAUAGCACAGGCUGAAGCAGAGAGAAUCAGGAAGAUCGGUGAGGCACAGGCCGCCACCACUGAAGCCGUGGGAAGGGCAGAGGCUGAGAAGAUGAAGCUGAAGGCAGAGGCGUACCAGCAGUAUGGUGACGCCGCAAAAACUGCACUGGUCCUGAAUGCGCUGCCAAAGAUUGCAUCUGUAGUGGCUGCACCUUUGGCUAAGACAAACGAGAUUGUCAUUCUUAGCGGCGAUCGAAGUGGAGUGACGGGUGAAGUGAACCGGCUCCUGGCAGAACUCCCCGUGUCCGUCAAUGCUCUCACUGGAGUGGAUUUAACAAAGAUACCUUUGCUGCAGCAGCUGGCACCUUCUCGCAUCUGAAAACCCAAAACUCCAUGCGACAUGCACCAUCAUGGACUGCCUUUGAUACCCUUUUUAGUUCAUUUCUAUGUAUACUUUGUAUACACAAAGAAUUCUGGAAACCUCUGGUGCCUUAAUUUAUACAGGACCAGAAAAUCUGCAUGAGGUGUUGUCCGUUUAUGUUUUUUUAUUAUUAUUAUUACGGUAACAUUUGUUUAGAAGUGGAAAAAUGUGAAACAUUUUAAAUUCCUUAAACAGGUCAGUGGUUUUGUUGUGGAAAAAAAGGGGAACAGAUACCAGAGAACUGCAAAUAUGACAUAUUCUGCCAUGUGGCACUGCGUUUUAUACAAAACAGCCACUUACUGUCACAAUUACCAGCCACCACAUAAGGUCAGCACCUUUAUCGUGUAAUUUUUUUUAAAUUUUUUUAUAUUUGCAUGAGCUCACAGUGGAACAUGUGUAGCUCGAGGAAAUCAGUCCAUGUUUUAGCUCUUUUUAUUUAAAUACCUCUUUUGAGACAUAUUUGAAUUAUUUAAAUAAUCAUUUGUUGUGGGUGUAAAUAUGUACCGGUAUUCAUAAUUUCUUUUUUUUUUUUUUGCAAUCAAAUGUGUUUUGCCUCAGUUGUUUGUGUUUUUAAGCAAAAGAGCUCUCGCACAUCUAUUUUUGUUAACCUUAAUUUUUCUAAUGUUUGCAGUUCUGAUGAUUUUGGGAUGGAAAAAGCUUAUUUCACUGUGACAAAUCCUUUUGGAAUUUGUUAUUGUUUCAGAGGUUAAAAACAGUUAGUGGACACUGAUUUUGUGCUGAUGUGAGCAUCCAUUAGUGUUGUUUAGCAUUUUGUAAGUUUAAUUUUUGGGCUUUCAUUAAGGCUAAGAAAAAGAUAUAAAAAAGAAGCAAUAGGAAAAAAAAUGUUUACUUUUUUAAAUUGUGUUACUGUGGUUGAAAAAUAUGAAUAGUUUAUUAUUUGAAUAAUUUUUAAUGUGACAAAGAGGCACUUGUAUAACAAUGUAGAGUUUCUUCUAAGUUUAUUCUACAGUUAUCUGUAGAGGCAAAGCCAUGUUUAAUAGGAGGAAACAACCCAAAUUUUAAUAUAUUUUAGAGAAAUGCACUUUCUGUUUGAUGCAUUUUUAUAUAGCAUUUUAAAUAUGCCCUUUCUUGAGUCAGAAUCAUCAUUUUUUGCUGUAAACUGUUACCAUUUCUGCAUUUUUAGGCUUCUGAACAAACAACUGACUCCCACAUGAUAACAUUUCUUACAGGGUUUUUUUUAUUUAUGGGUCAAAUAAAAGAUGAUCUCAAGUCAGCAUGAUGAUUUAACACAUCUUGUACUUUUUUCCUGGCUCAUAAUAUGUAGAGCAUGCAAACAAAACCCACAAAUGACUGUUAUUAUUAUUAUUACUGUUGAUGUUUGAAAUUGUCCAACCUAAAUUUGUAUUUCUACUGUAUGUCUGAAACAUCCAUGAGCUAAAAACCUUUUUGCAUGUCAGUCAUCUUGUAUGCAGAGGAGCUUUCUCUUUUUUAACCAUUGCUAUAAUAAAUCAGACAAAAAAAACAAUCUGCUUUUUUACAUAUAUUAAAAAAGCUUUCAAGAAAACAACAAAUAUUUAAAGUAGACGAUCACAAAUUUAUGUCAAUAUCGAUGUAUGUUUUAUGAAAAAAACAGUUUUAGAACAGAUAAUAAAUGAAACAGAAACUU
Oryzias latipes (Japanese medaka) is the source of this 3109-nucleotide messenger RNA. RefSeq names its product flotillin-2. Gene Ontology annotation, biological process: regulation of myoblast differentiation; protein localization to plasma membrane. Gene Ontology annotation, cellular component: flotillin complex; cytoplasmic vesicle; plasma membrane. NCBI's taxonomy places the organism in Eukaryota, Metazoa, Chordata, Actinopteri, Beloniformes, Adrianichthyidae. The record is from RefSeq and is a predicted model, not a curated record. Gene Ontology annotation, molecular function: protease binding.